UAGAAGGAUCACGGUGGUGCUUGCAGAGACACUGACAAUGGUUCCAUGUUUUACUACUUUAAAUUUCACUACGUGACAUACCAAUGAUUUCGUGAUGUAUUCUGUGGUAUACUUCGCGAUUAUAUCCCUCUGGGUAGUGUGUCAAGUGCAAGGAUUUAGCCUUAGCUUGGAGCAUGAUGCUGGAGGACCUAUGCUUGACACUGAGAAUGCUGCUCGAAUUUCUACUGUUGAAGAUGACAAGGCUCAGUCUUUUCAUCCUGCAGCAGCUGGUUUUGGAUUCUUACAAGAAGGGAAGUCUGCCAGUCGGAACUGGGAUGGUGACCAGGACCAAGAUGAUGAUGAUGAAGAUGAACAUACUGUUUUAGUCAAAAAGCAGGACCUGGGCUACGAAGUGCCUAAAGGAAAGUUUGUAGGUGCUCUACCAGAAAAGUCUGUUAUUCCAGAUACUAAGCAGAAAAUGAAAGGGAAGUAUACCUGUUUAUCCUGUGAGGGUGAAGCCCCUGACUGCAAGCCUCGUUCUCCAUGUGUAGGUGCUCUCCAGUGUUAUAAGUCACGCGUUCGAUCCAAGGAUGGAAAAGAGACCAUUACCCGAGACUGUUUAACAACCAGUGACCAUAUACCACUCACUUGCUAUACUCCUUCUCACCCGGGACAGUUUUCUGUCCAAUGUUGCACCGGUAACAACUGUAAUGAUGGUUCAUUCCCUGAACUGGGUCCCAUACGAACUCUUGGUGAAGAAGAAUCCAGUGGCGAUUGGAAGCUCAUUUUUGCAAUUUUGGGACCUGUAAUGGUCCUGCUCCUCCCUGCUGGUGUCCUGGUUGUUGUAUACUUCAAACACAAGCAUCGUAAACGCAAGCAGGAAGCCGCUCGAACCAUUACUGACCCUGAUACAUAUUAUGCUUCCGAUGAUCUUCUCCGUGCUACAGCUGCUGGUGAUUCGACUUUAAGGGAAUAUUUGGAACACUCUCUAACAUCUGGCUCAGGGUCAGGUUUACCUCUUCUAAUUCAGCGGACAUUAGCUAAGCAAAUAUCGCUGGCUGAAUGCAUUGGCAAGGGCCGGUAUGGUGAAGUAUGGCAAGGAUACUGGCAUGGCGAAAGGGUUGCUGUGAAAAUAUUUUUCUCCCGUGAUGAAGCUUCUUGGAGCAGAGAGACUCAAAUUUACAGCACUGUCUUGAUACGGCAUGAGAGUAUUUUGGGCUACAUUGGAUCUGAUAUGACAUCACGCAACUCAUGCACUCAGCUAUGGCUUGUGACCCACUAUCAUCAGCUAGGAUCUCUUUACGACCAUCUGAAUCGUGUAACUCUAAACCACCACCAAAUGAUGAAGAUUUGUCUUUCUGCCAUUAAUGGACUUGUCCAUUUGCACACAGAAAUAUUUGGAACUCAGGGUAAACCUGCUAUUGCUCACCGAGACAUAAAAAGCAAAAACAUCUUGGUAAAAGAUAAUGGAUGUUGUGUCAUAGCAGAUUUUGGCUUGGCUGUUACUCAUGUCCAAUCUACAGGAGAAUUAGAUGUUGCUCCGAACCCACGAGUUGGAACCAAACGUUAUAUGGCACCAGAAAUUCUGGAUGAAACGAUAAAUAUGGAUUGCUUUGAAGCUUUUCAAAGAGCAGACAUUUAUGCUUUUGGUUUGGUGCUGUGGGAAGUUUGCCGAAGGACAAUGUCAUAUGGGAUUGCAGAAGACUACCUACCUCCAUUUGGUGGAUUGGUGCCUUCUGAUCCUAGUUUUGAGGAUAUGAAGAAAGUGGUAUGUUCAGAUGGCCAGCGUCCCACUAUUCCUAAUCGAUGGUUAUGUGAUGAGACUCUCACUGGCAUGGCCAAACUGAUGAAAGAGUGCUGGCACCAUAAGUCACAUGUUCGCCUGUCAUCAUUAAGAGUUAAAAAGACGCUAGCAAAGCUUGCACAGUCUGAUUACCAGAUUCAUUUGGAUGUUGAGUAGCUGAUAUUCACACCUAAUAUUUGUGACUAAAGCUAUAAAGCUAUUGCACUGCCAGUAUAUUAAUUAUCACCCCCAAAUGUGGAGGUGUACGGAAAUAGCCUGUGAUACUGUCAUUUAUAAAAGUGGAGGUAUCACAUGUUGAGUUUAUUCACCAAGGACCCAGUACACUGAGUGGUGAUGACGUACAAUGUCAGUGAAUUUUAAACUUUUCUUACAAUGACAAAGACAAAUGUUAUAUCUUGGAUGUUUGAUGAACUAAUAGUGAUAAUUAGUCUUAGUGAGUGUAAAGGUAUUGUAAAUAUGUGUACAUUUAGUAAUCCGAAUUUUCAAUGAAUUCUUUAACUUGGCUCUUGUCUCUUUUUUUUCUUUCUUUUUUUUAAAUUAAUUUCUUUCUGUCCACUGCUUUAUACAUAGCUCCUUCAUACCAUACCAUGC
This is a messenger RNA of Frankliniella occidentalis (western flower thrips), 2374 nucleotides long. It is a transcript of the gene sax, whose product is annotated as activin receptor type-1. The transcript is spliced from 9 exons. The record is from RefSeq and is a predicted model, not a curated record. The coding region runs from base 95 to 1939 and encodes 614 amino acids. Gene Ontology annotation, biological process: protein phosphorylation; BMP signaling pathway; cellular response to growth factor stimulus. Gene Ontology annotation, cellular component: BMP receptor complex; plasma membrane. Lineage: Eukaryota; Metazoa; Arthropoda; Insecta; Thysanoptera; Thripidae. Gene Ontology annotation, molecular function: ATP binding; transforming growth factor beta receptor activity, type I; SMAD binding.